CUCAGUCAGUCAUUGAGAGCAGACACACAGCUCGAUUUGCAGCCUUCACGCGGAGAUGUCGUGCACUUCGUGGGUCUCGUGUUUGUGGAUUACUUUGCUGCUGAGCUGCUGCGCCAGGGCUGCUGCCGGUGCUGGCGGGAGGCGAACCGCGGAAUCCUCUCGAGCCUCUCUGGGCAGCCUGUUCCGCGCGAGGUGCGCCUCGAGAUGCCUCAGCCUCUACAACACGCGCAUCGUCUCGUCCUACAGGGUCGGGCAGGUGAACGGAUCUCUGGGCUGGUGCCAGGACCACAAGCAAUGUGCCAAGUGUUUGGAGCCUUGCAAAGCAUCAUGGGAGCUGAAGGAUGGCUCCUGUCGCGACCUGUGUGAGGGGUCGUUUCCUAGGAAACACGGCGAGUGUGUGACGAGCUGUGAGUUCCUGCGCUCGGUAUUGGUGGAGAAGCAGGGGGAGUGUCCUGCGCCCGAGCGAGCGAGCGGAUUCGCUGCGGCCUGCGUUGAGAGCUGUGAGGAGGACGGGGAAUGCUCCGCCCACAAGAAGUGCUGCUCCAAUGGCUGCGGACACACCUGCCAGCAGCCCAAGAACCUGUUUAGAGGUGCUCCGCUGAAGCCUCGUAAGGAGUUGUUGUUUGAGGAGUCUCCCCCUGGUGUUCUGGAGGUGCGUUGGUCGUCGCGCUUCAACGUGUCGGCUGAGCCCGUGGUGUACGUGCUGGAGCGUCGCUAUAACUACGGAAUACAGCCCAGCGAGGACAGCGCCACCCCAUGGCAGGUCGUGGCACAGACGACAGAGGAGAGGGCCAGCUUGCCCGACACCAGGCCCGGCAGGUGGUACCAGUUCCGGGUGUCGGCCAUCAACGUCCACGGUACCAGAGGACCCACCACACCCAGCAGACACUUCUGCUCCACUACAGACCCGGCCCCUCCCCCUGUCCCGCGUGACCUGCGCGUCCUGAACGCGACCUUUGCUCCCGACGGCUCGGUGACGGCCCUGCUGGGUUGGACCCCGCCCCCCGACCCCGACGUCCCCAUACACCACUACAGGGUCUCCUGGAGCUGGACCGCCAACGCAGGGGCUGAGGCAGAGACGCCCCCUAGAGUCAAACGUAGGAAGACCGCAGGCGGGGACUCUGUGAGCGUGGAGCUGGAUGGCCUGAGGGAGGAUCGUAGCUACGUGGUGGAGCUGCAGGCCCUUGCCUACUGGGGCCAGCUGCCGUCCCGCAGCGCAAAGGCCACACUCAACUUCAUCACGCCCAGCAAACCUGACCCACUGCCGGCCACAGACGUCCCCAGUGUUGCCAAGCCGCCGUCUGAUCUGAUGGACGUGGGGACGCCAUUCUACCAGGACGGACAACUACAGGUCCGAGUCUACUGGAAGAGGAGAGAUCUGUCAGUUGGCCGCUUCCGUGUCCAGUGGAACCCUGAAGUCUGCAGCCACAACCAGACCAGGACCACAGAGAAGAUGAACACUGAGGAGAAUUUCGCCACGCUGCCCAACCUUCUGUUCUCCUGCAAGUAUGUGGUGUCAGUGCAGCCCUCCCUGGGUGUCAAGGGUGCCCUCGCCCCCCGUGCCCAGGCCGAGACCACCAGCUUCUACACCCCCUCCUGCGCCACGCUGCGCGCCAAGAGCUCCAAGCACAUCGCCUGCCCCGGAGACAUCCUAGGCCUGUCUCUGCCCAAGUCGUGGGCCCGAGCGGAGAACCUGACGGCCUCCUUCUCGGUUCACCAAGGCAACGUGACGGCCCUGUUCUCCUGGACGGUUGCCGCGGCGACCCCACCCGCGCAGGUCACCGGCUUCCAGGUCACCUGGACGGAGACGAGUGACAGCCGCAAGAACGGCCAAACGCCCAACAGCCUGGUCUCCCAGUCACAGAUACUUCCUCCGGACCACCGGUUGCUGUUGGUGUCCGGUCUGCAGCCUGCAUCUCUGUACCGUCUGGAGGUGCAGGCCCUGACGACCUCGGGGGAGGGCCCCGCCACCCUGCGCACCUUCCAGACCCCCAACACACCCCGCAGGGUGCAGCCCUACCGUCUGCGUCUGAAGAAGCAUCAUGCCAAGGCGAUGGUGGAACGCCACUAA
Messenger RNA from Engraulis encrasicolus (European anchovy), 2071 nucleotides. RefSeq names its product anosmin-1-like. The record is from RefSeq and is a predicted model, not a curated record. NCBI's taxonomy places the organism in Eukaryota, Metazoa, Chordata, Actinopteri, Clupeiformes, Engraulidae. The coding region runs from base 56 to 2071 and encodes 671 amino acids. Gene Ontology annotation, cellular component: extracellular region; cell surface. The transcript has 14 exons. Gene Ontology annotation, biological process: neuron differentiation. Gene Ontology annotation, molecular function: protein binding; peptidase inhibitor activity.